Molecule: messenger RNA, 234 nt
Organism: Cylicostephanus goldi
Lineage: Eukaryota; Metazoa; Nematoda; Chromadorea; Rhabditida; Strongylidae
Source: the annotation of a GenBank genome assembly
AUGAGCAUUGCUGUUGAGCACAAUAAGGUGUGGGAUUGGCCUCUCCAAGCCAAUGACGAAUUUGUCAAUGUCGUGGAAGACUCAAAGCAUUUUGAAGUUGAUCUAGAUGCAAAGUACUUUUCACCAAAAGAAAUUAAGGUGAAAACCAUGGGUGACCUGCUGCAGAUUCAGAUGGAACAUGAUGAUAAUAGUAAUACGAAUAUAAGUAGAACUAUUUUAAGGAUAAAGGGCUAG